Molecule: messenger RNA, 4086 nt
Organism: Poeciliopsis prolifica (blackstripe livebearer)
Lineage: Eukaryota; Metazoa; Chordata; Actinopteri; Cyprinodontiformes; Poeciliidae
Gene: chuk
Product: component of inhibitor of nuclear factor kappa B kinase complex
Exons: 22
Coding region: 154-2445 (763 amino acids)
Biological process (GO): peptidyl-serine phosphorylation; positive regulation of transcription by RNA polymerase II; tumor necrosis factor-mediated signaling pathway
Cellular component (GO): cytoplasm; IkappaB kinase complex
Molecular function (GO): ATP binding; IkappaB kinase activity
Source: RefSeq, a predicted model, not a curated record
UUGGUUUUCUCGUAGCGCAGCCGGAGCCUGUGCUGGGAAAGUCCACAGAGCGUUGAUGCGCUGCUGCGAUCUGAACGCAGGGACACACCGAAAUAUUUCUUCCCCCAGCGGGCUCAUGACUCUGCCGUAGGAACAAGAGCUCUCCCCACAACGAUGGAGAAAGCUCCCUUCAAGCAGUCGCAGUCCUUCGGGGACUGGGAGCUGAAAGAGAGGCUGGGGAUCGGAGGCUUUGCCCAUGUUUACCUCUUCCAGCAAUCCGAAACGCAUGAAAAAAUAGCAGUGAAAAUGUGCCGUCUGGACCUCACACCAAGGAACAGGGACAGAUGGUGCAGAGAAAUACAGAUUAUGAAAAAGCUGCAUCAUAAUAAUGUUGUGACUGCAAAGGAAGUCCCCGAGGACAUUAACGUCAUUGCCUUAAAUGAGCUUCCCCUCCUGGCCAUGGAGUACUGCUCCAAAGGAGACCUGAGAAACGUGCUGAGCAAACCUGAAAACUGCUGCGGUCUGAAAGAAAGUGAAGUGCUUUCAUUACUCCAUGACGUCGGAAGUGGAAUUCAAUAUCUGCACGAAAACAAGAUCAUUCACAGGGACCUGAAGCCAGAAAACAUCGUUCUCCAAGACUGCGGUGGAAAGGUGGUUCAUAAAAUCAUUGACUUGGGUUAUGCCAAAGAUCUGGACCAGGGCAGUCUGUGCACUUCCUUUGUGGGAACUCUUCAGUACCUGGCUCCUGAGCUGUUUGACAACAAGCCAUACACGGUCGCUGUGGACUUCUGGAGCUUUGGAACGAUGGUUUUUGAAUGCUGCUGCGGUUUCCGUCCCUUUCUGCACAACUGGCAACCUGUGCAGUGGGCUGGCAUAGUGAAGAAUAAAGGUCCAAAAGACAUCAUGGCAAUAGAAGAUUCUAAUGGUGAAGUCAAGUUCUCAACACAUCUUGCUCAACCAAACAACCUAAGCAGGACGCUGGUGGAACCGCUGGAAAACGUCCUGCAGCUGAUGCUGAAGUGGAACCAGGAACAGAGAGGCGGUCCAGUGCAACGCGCCUCAAAGAGACCCAUGUGCUUUGAGAUGCUGGAUGACCUGCUGAAUAUGAGCGUCGUCCACAUCCUGAAUAUGACCACAGCUCAGGUCCUUUCCUUCAAACUGAGUCCAGACGAGAGUCUUCACAGUCUACAGAUGCGCAUCGAGGCCGAAACCAAAAUCGAAGUCGUCAACCAGGAGCUGCUGCAGGAGACGGGCGUCUCUCUGGACCCCAGGAAGCCGGCCAACCAGUGCGUCCCGUUGGAUGGAAUGCGAGGGUGGGAUGAGUACAUUGUGUACUUGUUUGAUAAGAGCAUCACCAACUACUCUGGUCCCCUAAACGCCAGACACCUGCCUGAAAGAGUCAACAACAUCGUCCAAGAUUCAAAAAAGUCGCUGCCUCUGGUUGAGUUGAAGAAAGUUUGGGGCGAAGCGGUGAACUACAUCUGUGGUCUGAAAGACGACUACAGCAGACUCUUCCAAGGCCAGAGAGCUGCCAUGCUGAGCCUCCUGCGCUACAACACCAACCUGACCCGCUGUAAAAACAGCAUGUUCGGCUUCUCUCAGCAGCUCAGGGCCAAGCUGGAUUUCUUUAAGAGUAGCAUCCAGUAUGACCUGGAAAAGUACAGCGACCAGAUGCACUAUGGGAUAUCGUCUGAGAAGAUGCUGAAAGCCUGGCAGGAAAAUGAAGAAAGAGCUGCUACCUUUGCACAGGUGGCAGAAGUGAGCCAUUUAGAUGACGAGAUCAUGGCUCUGCACUCCGAGAUUGUGGAGCUUCAGAGGAGCCCAUACGCUCGGCGACAAGGAGACAAGAUGGAGCAGCUAGAAGGAAAGGCAAUAGACCUCUACAUGCAGCUGAAAAGGACAUGCAAAGCUGCUGACUCGGAUGGCACCAGCGACAGCUCUGAAAUGGUGAAGGCCAUCAUCCAGACUGUCCAGAACCAGGACAAGGUCCUCAAAGAUCUGUACACCCACCUCAGCAAAAUCCUGACUAGCAAACAGAAGAUCAUUGACUUGUUUCCACGGAUUGAGAAGACUCUGGAGAGCAUCAAGGACGCGGACAACACCGUGAUGCAGAUGCAGAUCAAAAGACAGAAAGAGUUCUGGCAUUUACUCAAGAUUGCUUGUGCCCAGAACUCGUCUAGGAACUCCAUGGCAACCAGUCCCGAGUCGUCCCACCUGCUGCAGGUCUCCCAGUGGUCCCAGUCGGCUCAGCCGGUCAGCUCCCCUCACCCCCUGACCUCCCUGCCCGGACGCAACGACAGUGAUGGAGCGCCACGACUGCUGCAGGAGAACCAGAAGUACCUCAGUCAGCUGACCAAUCUGAUGCAAGAGGCCGCAGACGAACAAGCAAAGAGCAUAGUGGAGCAGGACUGGAGCUGGACAAAAUAUGAAACUUUAACAACAAAACUAAAAAAGCGAAAUGCAUAAUAAUGCCGCCUGCUGCCCCUCCUCCUGACGUUUGGACUCCAGCCCGUCGGCUUCCUGCGUUGUACAGCCGUAUGUGACUCGGGAAAUUCCUGUUCAGAAAACGAUUUCCUUCGUUUUGCUCGGUGGUGUCUGUCUUCUCCCAUCAUCCCACACGGUGGCCGGUUUGAGAAAUGAAUAUCCCCGUUUUCAUGCCCGAGAACAUCGACGUCGUGUCUGCUCUCCUCCUGGUCACGCUGCACAACAUCCCACCACACACCAUCGGUUCGUCUCCGCCGAUGCAUCGCUGAGCAAACUGGAGCGCCGGGUGCGUGGGCUCGUGUUGGCAGUGUCCAGAGGAAACAUGGGAUAGAAAAAAAAAACAGGAAAUGUUCUGGGCAGAGACCUGGGAGGGGACGGAUUGAAGAGGAGAUUAAAGCACUUUGAUACUCCCAUGUAGCCUCUCUGUGAAGACAAGCUGCCGAGACCAUGGCAGAAAUCACUGACACAACAGAACAGAAACCGUUAGUCUCUCUCCAUCAGUUUUUGUAUAUUUUACUAUCAAUGUUUUCGGGGGUUUACAUUACGUGUAUGUUUUUAAAAACUAGUAUUAUAUAUCCUAAGCAAAGGUGUUUUGUCAUAUGUGCCUCGUACAUGGCUGGCCAUUGUGUUUAUACAUUGUCUAUACUGUAAACGUCUUUUAGCUGCGGCAGAGAGGAGGUUUGAUGGACUGGAGGGUCUCUGCUGCAUUCACAUCAGAAACGGUUCAAUCGAUCAGAAGCUCCCAUUAGAAACAAACGGCAGGAGUUUGCAGAGCAGAACCUCCUACAACAGGGUCACUAAACUAAACACGAGACAAUCAAAGAUAAAUUGAGGAAAACCGAGCCACCAAAAUUUAGUUUGCUGGUUCGACUCCCUUCACAAGUUGUAUAAUCGCUGUGACAAAAUCAAGAGCCUUCAUCAAGAUAAUUCAUUUGAAAUCUGUUCUCGCUGAGCAUUUUCAUAGUUUAGAGUAACAAGUACUUUGAUUUUAAACCUUAUAAUAUAGAUCUGAUUUUAUUACUUUUAAAUCACAUUCUGAUCGCUACUGUAGAAAACAUUUAAUUGUUAUACUUUUGCAAUGACUGUAGAUUUCAGAUUGAGUUUUUUUUUCCUGAUGUGUAAUGUUUUUAGGUUUAGCAUCACUGUCACUACUGAAGGCCGAUCCUAAACCCGAGAUAUUAUUGGCAAACACGGCUCUCCAUAUCGGUUCUUUGGGAGCAGAAAGUGGGUUGGUUCACCAAGUAUUGUAAUCUGACACCAGUGGUUUUCCUCAACUGUUAGAUGAAAAUAAUCUGAAUGUGAUUUGUGACGUGGAUGUGAAAUGCACAUAGUGACCCAGAGCAGUAAACGGUUGAAUGUACUGGUUCUGGUGACUGUUUGGCUGCUUUGGGCCGGAGAGAAAUAACAGAGUUGUAUUUAUGGAGUUAAAGUGCAAUGGCUUUUCUUUUUGUUCAGUUUCGUAUUUAUGUAUCUCGAUUCGCUAUUUUUCUUUUUCCUUCAGAGUUGAAUAUUGUUUUCAUCUGCCGGUUUAAAUAGAUCUUUGUAUGUUAAGUUUUUGGAGAUUUCCUUGUAUGAAGAUGAAAUGUUGACCAGGUAAUAAAAAUAAUAAAUCACUUUGACACA